CAUCCAUUCUUCUUCUCAAUCUUCUACUCCUAUUAAUGGCGCACUCACAGUCACAGGAUUAUCGUUCCCAAUCCAAGCCUCUCGACAAUCAACCACAGAAAAAGCAACCACUAGAAAGAGACGAGCAAGAUGAAGAGAGCUUUUCUUACGCCAUGCAGCUCGCGACCUCUUCUGUGAUGUCCAUGGCAGUGCAAACGGUGGCCGAGCUUGGCAUUUUCGACAUCAUUCGCAGAGCCGGUCCCGACGCUAAGCUUUCUGCCGCCGAGAUCACGUCACAACUAUCUUGCAAGAACACUGAAGCGCCUUCCGCGGUCGAUCGUCUUCUCCGACUUCUAGCAUCUCACUCUGUUCUUUACUGUUCCGUUAUCGCCGAUGAAAAUCAAGGAAGACCGGGAUGUUUCCGGCGGUUGUACAGCCUUGCUCCGGUGGCCAAAUUCUUUGCGCGAGAUGCUGACGGGGUGUCGUUGGGCCCUAUGAUUGCAUUAUACCAUGAUAAGGUCCUCCUUGAUAGUUGGUCGCAGAUGAAGGAAGCAAUAUUGGAAGGUGGUAUUGCCUUCAACAGGGUCCAUGGCUCGCAUGUAUUUGAGUAUCCAGGAUCAGAUUCGAGGUUCAACGAUGCAUUUAACAAAGCAAUAGCUAACGCAACCACUUUAAUUAUGACCAAGAUUCUUGAAUUCUACAAGGGCUUUGAAGACAUCACUCUACUUGUCGAUGUUGGUGGUGGUCUUGGGAUUACUCUCUCCUUGAUCACUUCUAAACAUCCUCAUAUUCAAGGAAUCAAUUUCGAUUUGCCUCAUGUCAUUCGACAUGCUCCUCCUUUUCCUAGAGUGGAACAUGUUGGAGGUGAUAUGUUUGAAAGUGUGCCUAAGGGAGAUGCCGUCUUGCUGAAGUGGAUGCUUCAUGAUUGGAGUGAUGAAUGGUGCAUGAAACUAUUGAAGAACUGCUACGAUGCGAUCCCAAAAGAUGGAAAGGUGAUUGUGGUGGAGGCAAUUUUUGGCGUCAUGGCAGAUACUUCUGCUGCUACCAAGUGCAUCUCCCAAUCUGAUGUGCAUAUGCUGACUCAGUGCCCAGGAGGCAAAGAGAGAAGCGAGCAAGAGUUCAUGGGAUUAGCUACAUCAGUUGGGUUUCAAGGCAUUAGAUUUGAAUGCUUUGCUCGUAACUAUUGGGUUAUGGAGUUCUUCAAAUAGACGAUUUCAUUUUAGAAAAAUCAUCAUCUAAAAUCCCACACUACAAGAAAUCUAAAUAUAAAAAAGCCUCACAAAAUCACCAAAUUAUACUUUAAAGUCUCAUGUGCUUUACUGAAUCAAUUUAUUAAAUUGAAGUUGUGAAUUAUUAAGAAUUAACAGCUAUCCAACAAUAAUUGAUAACUUCAGUAAAAGCAUGAGAUGUCAAAGUAAUUUUAUGAUUUUAUAGGAUUUUUUUAUUUAGAUUUAUUGUGUGAGACUUUAACAUAAUAUAUUUUCAUUUCAUUUUGCAAUCCCUUUCAAAAAUUGGCCAAUCUAUUAAAUAUGAUAUAGACUCCGUAUGUGUUUCAUUUUCACAAUAAAAGUGGCUCAAGAGCGGUGUUCAAUAGCAUUAGAUGUGAAUCUGUUGUUUAAUUUAUUCUGUUUUUGUAUCCCUUCCUUAUUGAGCUAAUUAUGAUAUUUUCAAUUUGCAUUAUUGGAAUCCAAUCGCGUUAUUCAUGGGACUUGAACAUACAUACAUACAUACAUACAUACAUACAUACAUGAUCUGAAAAACGAGACACUACUUUAGGGUCAUUAGGUGAAGAAAAAAUAUUCAGUUAUCAGUAAGUCAUUUAUUCAUUAUCUUUUGGGAUUUUUCCUCAUUUUGGAUCCAUUUCAUGUACGAAAUGAGAGCAAUCAAUUUCACCUCAGGCUGAGGCUGGACAAAUGGUGCUCAUUAAUUGUUUUCAAAGGACCGGGAUGAGAUAAUAAGGAUGAAGGAGCUGCCUGGGGAAACAAAUUGCAAGAACCUGAUAACAUGAGCUAUUGCCAUUAAUAUUUUGGGCAUUGACAUUGCUGAAUAGGGAACACGCAAACACAAACGCCUGGACUAAGAUGGUCCACGUUGAAUAUCAUGCAGCAAUGGUUGAGGUGAAGCAAGGAUUUUGACAGUGGAAUUUUGUGGGGCAGAGGAUACUUUAUUAUUUAUUCAGACUGUAGAAAAAGCAGUGUUUGUUUCACUGUUUUGUGAUGGAGAGCUCUAAAAGCGGACUCCACAAAUGGUGAAAAUGAAGACCCUAUCUCCUCACUCUCUUCCUCAUUAAUCACUGCAAAAGCACUGGUGAGUUUUUCUCAGGAUGCGCUUGCGUUGUCUUGAAAGACUUGUUAAGACUAAUUAAAUUACAAAGUGUUUAGUUCAACUGGUGGAAGUCUGUACUAAUUUAACUAAAAAUUUUGAGUUCAAAUUUGAGAAACAUAACUGUAUUAAAUGCUUCGUUGGACAGUUUCAUUAUCUUCAAUGUAAAACUCUGUCAUUCUCACCAAACGGUGGGACACAUAAUUAUUUAUCUGAAUGAAUGCCAACAUAUUGUCUCUCUCUUCCUAGCUA
Molecule: messenger RNA, 2553 nt
Organism: Prosopis cineraria
Lineage: Eukaryota; Viridiplantae; Streptophyta; Magnoliopsida; Fabales; Fabaceae
Product: cathecol O-methyltransferase 1-like
Exons: 4
Coding region: 36-1187 (383 amino acids)
Biological process (GO): methylation
Molecular function (GO): S-adenosylmethionine-dependent methyltransferase activity; protein dimerization activity; O-methyltransferase activity
Source: RefSeq, a predicted model, not a curated record